AUGUAUACCAAAGCUUGGUCUCUACACCUGAUCAGCCACAACCCCGCUUCGACUAGGCCCCUUAUCGCUUCUGACGGCAUUGCGCAGAAUGAUAGUCGAUCGUGUAUCCUAAAGACGACAUUUAGACCUACGCUGCAGAGUAAAAAAGACUUUGCCCCGCGCAACCACAACCCGGCCCCCUCGGGCAUCAUUUCGCCCCUCAUCUGA
Messenger RNA from Penicillium concentricum, 207 nucleotides. RefSeq lists its product as uncharacterized. Bases 1 to 207 code for a protein of 68 amino acids. NCBI's taxonomy places the organism in Eukaryota, Fungi, Ascomycota, Eurotiomycetes, Eurotiales, Aspergillaceae. The record is from RefSeq and is a predicted model, not a curated record. The transcript has 2 exons.